AUGGAUUCCGUCCUUCAAGCCGGGAUCGUAUCAGCCCCACUGCAAGUCAUAAUCGAUAAGCUCACAACCCUAACCGUUCACGAAGCCAGCCUCAUCUUCGGAGUGGACGACCAAGUCAGGAAACUGCAAAGAGCCCUCGAGCGGACUCGGGCCAUCGCGGCCCGCGUCGAGGAAGACCCCCCGCUACUUUCCGGCGACGAGGCCCGCCGCCUCUGGCUUCAGGACGCCGAGGCCCUCUUCUACUCAGCCGACGACUUGCUCGACGAGAUCUUACUCGACCUGGCCCGGGCCCGCUUAUCCGGCGCCGGCGAGAACGAGAUCCGCAACGUGCUCCUCUCAUCCUUCAAGAUCGCCGUCCCCCGGGAGGUCAACAGGAUCAGGCAAGAUCUGGACGACAUUGCCAAGGAGAUGGAGGCCCUUUACGCCGCCGGGCCGGGCCUCGGCCCGGAAAGGCAUCGCCGCCCCUCCACAAGCUCCCUUUCCGCCGGCGGGCCCGUCGUCGGGAGAGACAGGGAAAUCGACGAGAUUGUCCAGAUAUUGCUGUCAUCCGACAACGACAAAACCGAUGUCAUCGCUAUAGCCGGCAUGGCCGGGAUCGGCAAAACCUCCCUCGCCCGGGCCGUCUACAACGACGCUCGGCUUCGAGGUUUCGAUCUGAAGAUGUGGGCCCACGUGUCCUUGGAUUUCGACCCGACCCGCAUCACGAGGUCUCUCGUAGAAUCAGCAACAGGCUCGCCGUGCCAGCUGUCGUCCCUAGACGCGCUGCAGGCCGGGCUCUCGGGUUUGGUCCGGGGGAAGAGGUUUCUAACAGUGCUCGACGAUUACUGGAUCGAAAAAGACGACGACUUGGCCGACUGGGACAUGCUCGUUUCGCCUCUCGUGACCCGCGGGAGCAAGAUCCUCGUCACCACACGUAGCUCCAGUCUCGUGGGGCCCGCCAUUCCCUAUCUCCUACACGGCCUUUCGGACGAGGCCUGCUGGGAGCUGAUCAGGCGGAGGGCCUGCCCAGGCCUCCUAAGCAGCAGCGGCAGCACGCGAUUGGAGGAGAUCGGGCGGAAGAUCGCGACGAGAUGCGGAGGAUCGCCGCUCGCGGCCCGGGCAGUCGGGGGCAUGCUGAGGUUUAACGACGGCCCUGACCGGUGGGAAUCCGUCUUGAGAAGAAGCCGGUUAUGGGACGAGGCCGAUGGAGUCUUCACGGCCCUUGCCGUGAGCUACCACCGCUUGCCGACCCGCCUCAGGAAAUGCUUCGCAUACUGCUCGGUUUUCCCCAAGAAUCACGAGUUCGAGGCUGCCGACCUCGUGCUGAUGUGGAUGGCGGAAGGUUUCGUGGCCCCGCGCGAGAAGCUCCGGUCGGAGGAUAUCGGGCACGGUUAUUUCGAGGAUUUAGUUUCGAGAUCCUUCUUCCAGUUCUCCCACGAACGUGAAGGCCGCAAAUUUUACACAAUGCACGACACCAUCCACUGGAUGGCCCAAGCCGUGUCGUGUCGCUCGUGUUUGCGCGUCGAAGAUGAUGACGACCUCAUUCUCACAGACACGAUUUCAAGAAACACGCGCCAUUUCUCGUUGGCUUGCCGACAGCUGGCGAUUCUCUCGGGAUCACUCCUAUGGUACGAGAAUUUACGAACCUUUCGAGUUAUGAUACAUGGCGGGAGAAACACUACUUCCGGUACACACGUCCCGUACGACUUCUUUCUGAGGUUGAAAGUCUUGAGGGUACUUGACUUGAGUCGCGCGGGACUCGACGAGUUGCCCGACUCUAUCGACCACUUGAAACACCUGCGCUAUCUCGAUUUAUCCGAGAAUCGCUUUCGGAAGCUGCCCGAGUCGGUCACCAACCUCUUCAGUUUACAGACUCUCAGGCUCGAGCGGUGCUUUCGGCUACUUGAGCUGCCUGCCGGCAUGAAGAACAUGGUGAGCCUUAGGCACCUUCAUCUGAACACGAGGCAGCUUAGUCGAAUGCCACCCGAGUUUGGAAAACUGGUCGAUCUUCAAGGCCUGCCCGUAUUUCCCGUGGGACAAGACGUAGGGUGUGGGGUUGGGCAGCUCGGGAAAAUGCGGUAUCUAAGGGGGUCCCUUUGCUUGAAGAAUCUCGAAAACGUACCAAAUUUGGCCGAGGCUCAAGAAGCCAUGCUGCACAAGAAGCCGUUUAUCGACAGGCUGGAAUUGGAGUGGGAAGAGCACAGAUCGAACGAUGGGGAAAUCCUCGCGGGCCUUCGUCCACACGAGAAUCUCAAGGAAUUGAACCUGAUAAAUUACGCUGGCUUUCUACUGCCGAGCUGGUUUGGCGAACCGUAUCACAAGCUGUCGAGUGUCCACUUACGAGGCUGCCAGCACCACCAAAUCCUCACCCCUCUCGGAAGGCUUCAGCACCUGAAAUCUCUAGUUGUCGAGAGAAUGCUCGACUGGCCUCACAUUGGAAAAGAAUUUUUACGGUUCCCAUCGUUAGAGUGCCUAGUGAUAAAGGAAAUACCGAAUUUGACGCAUUGGGAGGUGCACAAUUGGAACCGUUUCCCUUGCCUUCGUGAACUGGGAAUCGAGGAUUGCCCGAGGCUGAUGAACUUGCCAUCGCUAGUGAACACGGAUGGGCUUCGGAACUUGAGCAUUAGCCGGUGCCCGGAGAUUGGCUCGUUGCCUGCCGAUGGGCUGCCGGGUUCUCUUCAAGCUCUGCUGAUCUCGGAAUGCGAUGGUCUAAAGGAUAGGUGCAGAAUAGAGGAAGGUAUAGAUUGGUGGAUGAUUAGAGAAGUUCCAAAGAUAGAGAUCGACUAUGUAGAGAUACCUAUGGAGAUGCGAAGGUUUUAG
Molecule: messenger RNA, 2799 nt
Organism: Striga asiatica
Lineage: Eukaryota; Viridiplantae; Streptophyta; Magnoliopsida; Lamiales; Orobanchaceae
Source: the annotation of a GenBank genome assembly